UGCAGUUGUUGUUGAGGAGGAAAGUGAACGAUAAUUUGCUGCCAGCAAGCUACGAAAGUGUCCCGCAAACGCGAUCCACGGAAUGCUACGGAUUCCCAGCGCCAAAAGCGGCCAAAGUCCCGCACCGUACGCCAUCGCCGUGUUGUGUGGACAGUGAUUGUGGUGGUUUCUGCGUGUGUUUGAGUGCGAAAAGCUUCGCGAGUAAAGGGGCUCGCCCGGAACAAUAGACUGUGUUUCUGUGUGUGGCAUAGUUUACAUUUUGGCACGCAAAAUAUACUCAUCCUUGAUAGCGGUAGAGCAGCUGCGUGUUUUGUUGCUUAGAAUACAUCAUCGAUAUUAGACCGCAAUAGCUGAAUCUCUUCAUCGGGGGACGGCAUCAUCACGGACACUUCACAUCACAACAACAAGUUGCCGAGAAAGAUGCUUGUUUAGAUAGAAGAAGGGAGAGCGAGAGAAAGAAACGCGUCGUGUGUGUGAACGAGAAAGUGAAACAGAAGCAAAAAAACGGUUAAGCGAGAGUGUGUGGGCAAGCGAGACGCACGGAAGACAACCGGAGAAGGGAAAACAAACAAAACACAAGGGAAAGUGUUUUUCUUUCGUGGGCAACAGGGGGGUUUUUCUCGCCGGAUUGCCCAAAUCAACUCCAGCUGAGCAGAAAAGGUCAUAAAAAAGGAGCGGAUUUUGUUUUUUUAUUUCUUCGAACAUUCCGAUCAAACACACGCACACCCCGUACGGUUCGUACUACGAUGUCGUCACUCUCAGCAAGCGCUGAAAAUUUAUCCAGCGAUCAGAACAACGAUGGCUCGUCGAUGUGCCUGGAGCUGGCCCUGGAGGGCGAGCGGCUGUGCAAAUCGGGCGACUGCCGGGCGGGCGUGGCAUUCUUCCAGGCCGCCAUCCAGGCCGGUACGGACGAUCUGCGUACGCUCAGCGCAAUCUACAGCCAGCUCGGCAACGCGUACUUCUACCUGGGCGACUACACGAAGGCGAUGCAGUACCACAAGCACGACCUGACGCUCGCCCGCUCCAUGAACGAUCGGCUCGGGGAGGCCAAAUCGUCCGGCAAUCUGGGCAACACGCUCAAGGUGAUGGGCCGGUUCGACGAGGCGGCGAUCUUCUGCCAGCGCCAUCUGGCCAUUGCGCGCGUGCUGGAGGACCGGCUGUCGGAGGGCCGGGCCCUGUACAACCUGGGCAACGUGUAUCACGCGAAGGGCAAGCAGCUCGGGCAGAAGGAUCCGGGCGAUUUCUCGGCCGAGGUGCAGGACUCGCUGCUGAAGGCGGUCGACUUUUAUCAGCAAAACUUGCGGCUGAUGCGCGAGCUGGGCGAUCGCGGUGCGCAGGGCCGGGCGUGCGGCAAUCUCGGCAACACGUACUAUCUGCUCGGACAGUUCGAGACGGCGAUCGAGCACCACCAGGAGCGGUUGCGAAUAGCGCGCGAGUUUGGCGAUAAGGCGGCGGAGCGGCGAGCGAACAGCAACCUGGGCAAUUCUCACAUCUUUCUCGGUCACUUCGAGCAGGCGGCUAAUCAUUAUAAGCGUACAUUAUCAUUAGCGAUCGAACUGGGCGAACGGGCAGUUGAGGCGCAGGCGUGCUACAGUCUCGGCAACACGUACACGCUGUUGCGCGAUUUCCCCACCGCGAUCGACUACCAUCAGCGGCAUCUGGCCAUCGCGCAGGAGCUCGGCGAUCGCAUCGGGGAGGCGCGUGCCUGCUGGAGCCUGGGCAAUGCGCACACCUCGAUCGGCAAUCACGAAAAGGCGCUGCACUACGCCAACUCGCACUACCUGCUGGCGAAGGAGCUGGGCGACAUGGUGGGCGAAAGUACGGCCCGCAUGAACAUGGCCGAUUUGCGCAAAAUUUUGGGCCUGCCCGAGCUGGAAGCCAACGUGGAAGCUGCGCAGCCGGGAGAACUGGGCGGUGCACACACUGCCCCACACGCGGCAACCGCGAAGGCACCGACUGACGGGGUCGGGGACAGUGAAUCAGGAUCGCUGCACCAUCACACUCACCACGGACAGCAGGUGCACGUGGCGGCCGCAGCCAAGGUGGCUUCCCUUGCCGCCAGCAAACAGCAUCGCUUGCGCCGCCAGAGCAUGGAACAGCUAGACUUAAUUAAGCUAACGCCGGAUGGCAAAAAGCUGGCCCAGCAUAACGUCCAGGAGAAUCAAACGAGCAAUGCGCAGGUACCGCCGUCCCAGCCGUCGAAGGUGAAAAAGAGCGAAAACAGCUUCAAGAGCAACGACGAAGAUUUCUUCGAUUUACUGACCCGAUCGCAGAGCAAGCGUAUGGACGAUCAGCGCUGCACGCUGAAGCUAACGCAUGCUGAAAGUGUUGAUUCUGCGAGAAAACCACUGACACAGCAUAACAGCAACAACCCACCGGCGGGCAAGGAGAAUAGGAACGUGCUGCUGGAAAUGAUUGCACACUUCCAGUCGGAGCGAAUGGAUGAACAACGAGCACUGCUGCCUGGGCUGAAGCGAAUAUCGCUCGGCAAUGCCAACAAUAUGAGCCGUCCGACGAACAAUAAUGAAUCGGGACCGGGGUCCACCACGCCGGAAGAUCCGGUCGAGCUCGGUACACCACCGGACGAUGCGUUCCUCGACAUGCUGAUGAGAUGUCAGGGUUCACGCAUUGAGGAGCAACGGUCGGAGCUGCCAACGCCAAAUAUAACGCUCGAUGCGGAGGCGACCGAGGGCCAGGUCGUCGCACCGGCCAGCGUCGCGUCGAACAGUGGCGCAACCGUGCCGGAUGAGGAUUUCUUUUCGCUUAUCAUGCGCCUCCAGGGAGGCCGCAUGGAAGAUCAACGUGCCACCGUUCCGCUGAACAAUAAUCUGAACCGCAGUGCUAGCAAUCCGCAGCAGCAGCAGCAGCAACAUAAUCAUUCCAACAGUAGCAAUGGUAAUGGGAACAACAGCCAAAAUAAUACCAGCACAGCUAUUAAUAAUAACAAUAACGGUGGAAAUGCGGCGAACAAUUCUACUGCCAGCAAUAGUAAUGUCACCAACGGGAACGCUCAGAACGGUAGCAGCAACAACAGCAGCACCGGCGGCAGCGGUGGUGCUAACAGCGUUGGGAAAAGCUUAAAAUGAUUUUACUCGUUCGAUCGCUAGUGCUGCCACGCUGCGGUGCCAGUGCGAUCGUGAGGGCUAACAGGGGCGGAUUCUCUCCGUACGAGGAUGAAAGGGGGAGCAUUUUAUUUUGAUGAUUUAAUUGGUACACAAACAAUCAGUCCUAAUGCUUUAUAAUAUCCAAUUUCCUUUUGGUGUGGGUAUAGGAGAGUCGUGCAUGACGUCACACGAUUUCAUAUCAUUCAACAUCAUCAAACGUGCUAGCACAUUUUAUCUUGUCUGGUGGACUAUUAUUGACUAAAUUUUAAUGAACGCCGUCUAUAUUUGUACAGUACUUGGGGCAAUGUAUUAGUUACAUGUUUUGUAUCAUCCAACAUUAAAAAGAAAAGUUCAGUUCUAAGAUCAGCAAGAAUGUACCUUUCCCUACAAAUCACAUUCGUCACCCCGUCCAUUUUGUAUGCCUGCAGUUAAUCUCGUUUUAUGAAAUGACAAAUUGGUCUAAUCGGUUGAAAAUGCCAUGAUUCUCAAGACAAGCGUUGGUUUUUGAACGAUUUUCAAAAAAAUAAUUUUUGUGACCAAAAUACUAAUUGGAAGAUCCUGAUCCUGAUUGAUCAUACAAAAAAGGGCAGAACGCUGUGAGAAAGCUGUGAAAAGUUUCUAGAAUGCGUUAACUUAAUGCGCAGUACGCAAUCAAAACGUGUUUGACCUUGGAGGAUGUUGAUUAUAAAUUUUGGGCUAAAUUUAAUUUUGCUCUUGCAUUGCCCACAGUAAAACACAGUAAUGGAGCUACUAUUUGCUAGCUUUCCAAUAGGCUUGAUUUACUAUUGGGUUCUAAGUGCGGCACGACCAGCGGGACGUCGGAUGAAUGUCUCUCAUUGCUACUUACUUUCUUCCUUCCUGUGUAAUGUUUAAGUAAAAAAAGGUAGAGCAAACCACGUAUGCCAUUGGUAGAGAAUAAGAGUAAACAGAGGUGUAAAAUGUGUUUAGUUAAGCAGGAGAUCCAUUUUUGCGUCACAAUAAUUUUGAAUAUCUUAAACAAACAAAAAAUAGUUUCUUAAUGAACUAGCUUCACGGAAGCGAAAAGCAAAAGAAAAGAAAAGAAAAUAUUUAAGAGCAUUUAAAUGUUCUAGUAUAAAGCUCUCAUCGCCUCCCUCCCGUUAGAUGCGGCUUACACAACAAUACACAUCGUGGCACAAUGAUAACAAAUCUUCCAAAUCCCUAUUUUCCUAUUGGAAUAUAUAACUCGAAACCACGGGGCCAGCCCCCCCCCCAUUCACGCCUGGAAGUGACACUGCACAUGCACAGUCCUUCGCCAUGUGCUACCUCCGCUUCCAUUUGAUGGGUAGAACUAAAUGAUAUAUUAUCAUUCCGCUAAUUCCAUUCGAAAGUUAAGAGGGACCGCGGGAAGGACAGCUAAGAAGGAUCGGUUUUGAUGAACCUUUGCCAAAAUACGGUAGCAAACAACAACGUGUACAACCUUCCAAAACAAGAUGAAAGAUUAGAAAAGAGUGUGCAUGCGUAAACUCACAUACGGUAGGAAUGGAGCAAAAAAGGUGGGAAAGAAAAAACAGAGCAUUAUCAGGUAUUAACACAUCUCUUAAAUAGUAAUAACUAGUAACAUUGAAGAAAUCUAACGUCCCGCCUAAUAUGCUCCGAACAGCGCUGCGUAUCUAAUGAUAUAUACGAACUUUAUACACAUUACAUAGACGCGUUUAUAUACACACAUACAUAUACAUACAGAGAGACACACACACACGUACGCACACACCGAUCCAAUUGCAUGUGGGGCUUUGGAGUACGAGCUAGUAUAGGGCUAGAGAAGAGCGGUGCGCCAAAACAUUUCGCUGCAUUUUUUAACGAUCUGUACAAUCGGCCCUUUUGAACGCCAUACUUUGUAACUUGAUUCCACCAUACACACUAACUGUUGUUAUGUAGAAAGGUUUAAACGGUGCUUCUCGCGGUGGUCCAAAGGCCGAGGGAGGGCGCAGUUCAUAUCAUGUUUGUGUAAUGUGUUUUGUUAUUGUUCAGUUUGGGAAAGUGUUUCUCAAUCAAUCGGAUGUUGUAUUUCUAUUUCUCUAGCGGUACGGUUGCGUUUCACCGAUCUGAGUUCAUAUACUACUUGAUAUUUAAUCGUUUUUGACCGCUGGAAAGUGUUAAAAUGAGAUAAAUUAUAUAAAAAGUGAGUUUAAAAAAUAGUUAUAAUGGCGACUUCUGGCAGGAUGAAAGUGAAACAGAAUAUUAUUCUAGCGAACAAAUUAAUGCUGAAAUCUGAUAUGAAAAGGAAUAAAUGAAGGCAGCAGAAGCAACAAACAACCCUCCUUUACUCGAAUAAGAAAGUAAAAUUUAACAUAACUAAACGAUAACUAAACCAAUCAGCCAGAUAGAGAGAAAGAGAGAGCAUUCCUCCCCUAUUUCUAUUAUGAACGACAUUAUUACGAGCUGCUAAUGAAAUAAUGAUAAUAAAUAAAGUAUCUACAAUUUUCCAAAUCCAUCAAA
Anopheles arabiensis is the source of this 5561-nucleotide messenger RNA. RefSeq names its product G-protein-signaling modulator 2 (gene pins). The transcript is spliced from 7 exons. The record is from RefSeq and is a predicted model, not a curated record. Gene Ontology annotation, molecular function: protein binding; GTPase regulator activity. Lineage: Eukaryota; Metazoa; Arthropoda; Insecta; Diptera; Culicidae. Bases 747 to 3086 code for a protein of 779 amino acids.